ACGGGCAUUGGGCGCCAUUUUGAAAAAGAAAAAAAAUCCCUCCCCGGCGGCGGCGGCGGCGGCGGAGCCGGCCGGGGCUGAGCGCUCGGCUGCAGCGGCGCGGAGGCCGUCUCUCCGGUCCGCCGCGGUCCCCGCCUGUCCCGCCGCCGGCUGUCAUGGCAGGAGCCGGAGGCGGCGGCUGCCCCGCGGGCGGCAACGACUUCCAGUGGUGCUUCUCGCAGGUCAAGGGGGCCAUCGACGAGGACGUGGCCGAAGCGGACAUCAUUUCCACCGUUGAGUUUAAUUACUCUGGAGAUCUUCUUGCAACAGGAGACAAGGGCGGCAGAGUUGUUAUUUUUCAGCGUGAACAAGAGGUCCCAAUAUUGAAGCCCAUGGAUCUUAUGGUAGAAGCGAGUCCACGGCGAAUUUUUGCAAAUGCUCACACAUAUCAUAUAAAUUCCAUUUCAGUUAAUAGUGAUCAUGAAACAUAUCUUUCUGCAGAUGACCUGAGAAUUAAUUUAUGGCACUUGGAAAUCACAGAUAGAAGCUUUAACAUCGUAGACAUCAAGCCUGCGAACAUGGAGGAGCUGACGGAAGUCAUCACUGCUGCCGAGUUCCACCCGCACCAGUGCAACGUGUUUGUCUACAGCAGCAGCAAAGGCACCAUCCGACUCUGCGACAUGCGCUCCUCAGCCCUGUGUGACCGACACUCCAAGUUUUUUGAAGAGCCUGAAGAUCCCAGCAGUAGGUCCUUCUUCUCGGAAAUAAUCUCGUCCAUAUCUGAUGUAAAGUUCAGCCACAGCGGGCGGUACAUGAUGAGCAGGGACUACCUGUCGGUGAAGGUGUGGGACCUCAACAUGGAGAGCCGGCCGCUGGAGACCCACCAGGUCCACGAGUACCUGCGCAGCAAGCUCUGCUCGCUCUAUGAGAACGACUGCAUCUUCGACAAGUUUGAGUGUUGCUGGAACGGUUCGGAUAGCGCCAUCAUGACCGGGUCCUACAACAACUUCUUCCGAAUGUUUGAUAGAGACACUCGGAGGGACGUGACCCUGGAGGCCUCGAGAGAGAGCAGCAAACCACGCGCCACCCUCAAGCCCCGGAAGGUGUGUACGGGGGGCAAGCGGAAGAAAGACGAGAUCAGUGUGGACAGUCUGGACUUCAACAAGAAGAUCCUGCACACGGCCUGGCACCCCGCGGACAGCGUCAUCGCUGUGGCUGCCACCAAUAACUUGUACAUAUUCCAGGACAAAAUCAACUAGAGACGCAAACGCACAGACCCAGUCGUGUCUGGCCUAGUUAGCCGGCCAUCUUUCUGUCGGAGAGCAGGCACCAGUGUCCACUCCAUUAAGAACAGUGACGCACCUGCUGCUUUCCUCACAGACGCAGGAGAAAGCAGCCUCCGCUGGAGGCUGGUGUGGUUCCGCCUUCGGUGAGGCGCGAGACAGGCGCUGCUGCUCACGUGGAGACGCUCUGGAAGCAGAGUUGACGGACACUGCUCCCAAAGGGCCAUUACUCAGAAUAAAUGUAUUUAUUUCAGUCCCAGCCCUCCUUUCCAAUUAAUAGACCAAAAAAUUAACACCCAAGAGCAAAGUCAUUGUCAGAUCCCUUUCUCCACUUCUUUCCCUCUUCUCUGCCAUCGCACCUGGGCUUUCCCUGCAGUGUGGCGUGGCGACCGUCCAUGUCCUCUCCAGCCUUCCUCUGAGUCCUGGUGGCUCCAUGGAUGUAUGGAUGUGGCCCGAGCAGGCUCAGGCGGCCCCACUCACCCACUGCAUCCACCGUCACCCCUUCGGGUGUGACCUCUCAAUAAAAACAACACACUAUAAAAAGUGUUUUUAAAUCCAAACAUAA
Molecule: messenger RNA, 1827 nt
Organism: Sapajus apella (tufted capuchin)
Lineage: Eukaryota; Metazoa; Chordata; Mammalia; Primates; Cebidae
Gene: PPP2R2D
Product: protein phosphatase 2 regulatory subunit Bdelta
Biological process (GO): peptidyl-serine dephosphorylation
Cellular component (GO): protein phosphatase type 2A complex; cytosol
Molecular function (GO): protein binding; protein phosphatase regulator activity
Source: RefSeq, a predicted model, not a curated record